UUCACCUUUCUUCGAUCAUCUUCGUCGACGGACACCAUUGAUAAUCUCCAAAAUUGUUCCCGUCGUAGAAACUGUGUUGCGCAGAGCUGACCUUUGUGAAGUUUAAACGCUAAUUUGAGAAGGGCUUUUGAAUUUCUCAUAACCUAACUUUGCAGCACAACAAUGGGUAAAAAAGGAGUGACUCAGAAGAGAAGUAGUAGCAAAAGCUCGAAAAGCCGCAAAGAUAUCGUCGAAGACCAAUUCGAUGACGAGAUUGACGCCUUUCAUAAACAGAGGGAUAUUGUUCCCUUGGAUAUUAAUGAUGAUGAUACUGAUGAUUCGGAUGAAGAUGAUGUGCAGCCUGUUUUUGAUUUAAAGGGUGUGGAUGAUGAAAGUGAAGAGGAUGAAGAUACAGAAGACGAAGAUGAGUCUGCUAAUGGACUUACCGCUAAAAUGAUUAGGCAGAAGAAAUAUCUAAGGCAAAAGUUUGGUGAUGGUGAUGAUGAAAUGGCUGAUGAUGAUGAUAAGGAGAAAGAUGAGGAAGAAAAAAAGAUCACAUGGGGUGGAAGGAGAGGCAUAUACCAUAGUGUUGAUAAUGUUGAUUUUGAGCUCCAAUCAAGUGAUGAUGAAGACCUUAAAGCGGAAGAAGAGGAGGUGAUAAGACUACGGAGAGAACAACUUGAAUCCAUUACAGCUGCUGAUGCUGGGUUAGACGAUGAUAGUGAAGAUGACAGCGACAGAGAAUUAACCAUGGAGGAAAUUCCUGUCAAAGGCAAGAAGGCUACAAAAUCCACCACAGAUAAGAAAGAGAAGGGUGAUACGGACAUACAUGUUGAAGAGAUCAAGAAAGACAUAAACUCUUUGUCAAAAAAAGAGCAAAUGGAAGUAGUACUUAGUUCUGCUCCGGAAAUAGUUGGGCUUUUGUCCGAGUUGAACGAUGCAGUUGAAGAGCUUGAGAGUAAGAUAAAUCCUGUUAUGAGUAAGUUAAAGGAAGGAGAAAUAUCGUUGAGUGGUGGGACAAGGUACCUGGAGGUUAAGCAGAUUCUGCUACUGGCCUAUUGCCAAUCUAUAACAUUUUAUCUUCUUCUCAAAGCUGAAGGGCAGCCCAUCCGUGAUCAUCCAGUCCUGACCCGUAUUGUAGACAUCAAAGUUUUAUUAGAUAAGAUGAAGAAACUUGAUGGAGAGCUUCCCCCUGGAUUUGAGGAGUCCCUAGCAAGAACUAUUGCUACUGGAACAGUGCAAAAGGUGGUCAAAGAAGACCAGCUCGCUUCACCCGUCUCUGAUUCAGUAGUUAAAAUCACACAGGACAUAGCCGAGCCGAUGAAAAUUGACAACGCGAGAGAAGAAAAGAAGAAAAAAGGAGAGAAACGCAAGCACCAGCAGAAUGAUCAGGUUGAUAUGCAAAGUGAGCAAAUGUUAAAACUUCGAGCUGCUCUAGAGGGAAAACUUAGAAGCAAUGGAGUCCUUGGUUCUACUGUCUCAAAGUCUGAUAAAGCUCAAAAACGCCAGAAAUUAGCUAAUAAUAGGAAGCUGGAGACUUUCGAUGAUUAUGUGGAUGAUGGAGACAAUAAUAGCACACAUGAUGUGAAAGCUAAUAAAGUCUCCAAGCUUGUGUCCACCAAACGGAAGCCCAAGACUGUUUCUGGAGAUGAUGAUUUGCCGCAAAGGGAUGAUAUUGGAGAACGGCGUAGGAAGUUUGAGCUCAGAGUUUUGGCUGGAGCUGGUGUGAAGUCAGAGGAAGAUGGCAGGAAUGGAAGUGGGGAAUUUGCAUCAGAUGAAGACAAUGAUCGCGAUGGUUUUAAUAAUGACAUGGUUGAUAAUGAUAGCGAAUCAGAAGAUGAAUUUUACAAACAAGUGAAACAGAAGCAAGAAGCUAAACGAGCUGCCAAAGCAGAGAUCUAUUCAAGGAAACCACAUUUGAUUCCGUCAGCACCAGAAGACGUGGAUGGAAAACGACUGAUUACACCUCAGAUACAAGGCAACAGAGGAUUGACCCGGCAACGCAACAAGGAUCGUAAAAACCCGAGAAAGAACUACCGGGAUAAGCACGCGAAAAAAGUCAUGAGAAAUAAAGGACGGAUCAGAGAUAUCAGGAAACAAACGGGUCCAUAUGCAGGUGAAACUCGAGGUAUCAAUCCCAACACAAGCCGGAGCAUCCGAAUCAAGAACUAACCUCCUCUUCUAUAUCCCCCAAUUAUCUCUAUUUCCAUGCUUCUUUUUGCUGUUGUAUUAUCUCUUCUUCUUUUUUUGGAUCUUCUACUUUUCAUUUUCUCUUCUUGAAGACCAUAAGCAAAUCAUUGCUCUGCAAUUUUUGAUGUUUUUGUUUAAACAUGUUGUCUUACAUUUGUAUUUUUAAGGAAGGAAAAAACUUGUUUUUUCUAA
This is a messenger RNA of Camelina sativa (false flax), 2361 nucleotides long. Its product is annotated as protein THALLO. Lineage: Eukaryota; Viridiplantae; Streptophyta; Magnoliopsida; Brassicales; Brassicaceae. Gene Ontology annotation, biological process: maturation of SSU-rRNA from tricistronic rRNA transcript (SSU-rRNA, 5.8S rRNA, LSU-rRNA). The record is from RefSeq and is a predicted model, not a curated record. Gene Ontology annotation, cellular component: nucleolus; small-subunit processome.